AAUACAAAUAGGGGAAAGUAAGGGAUUCCAGCAACAAACCCAUCGAUCACAGAGGAGGAAAACCACUGGACUAAAGACUUCAGGAGAAACGCAACUAGGCUGCCAACAGGCCCGUAGACAAGAUUAUUUAUUUUCUCAUUUUAGACAAUGAAGCCGCCUCGUCCAACCUUAUUUGAUUUCCAUGGAGUUCCAAUGACCCAUAUUUUCACUGACGACUGGGAAAAUAUUAAACACUUCCAAGCCAGACCAGAUGAUAUCCUCAUCGCAACAUACCCAAAAGCAGGAACCACAUGGGUCUCCUACAUUCUUGAUCUUCUGUAUUUUUCUCAGACAAGGCCAGAUCGUCAGACUUCCAUGCCUAUUUAUGAGAGAGUACCUUUCCUGGAGAAUAAGAAACCAAAUCAUCCUUCCGGAACCGAUUUGGCCAACAGUCUGGAUACUUCACCUCGUCUCAUCAAAACUCACCUGCCUGUACAGUUGAUUCCCAAGUCUUUUUGGGAACAAAAAUGCAGGGUAGUCUAUGUGGCCCGCAAUGCUAAAGACAAUGCAGUGUCUUAUUUCCACUUCAACCGCAUGGACAGCGUUCAACCAGAGCCAGGAGACUGGAACAGCUUCCUACAGAAUUACAUGGAAGGACAGAUGGCAUUUGGAUCCUGGUUUGAUCAUGUGACUGGCUGGUGGGAGAGGAAACAGUCCCAUCCUAAACUACACUACAUGCUCUUUGAAGAUAUGGUUGAGGACACUGGGCGAGAAAUAGACAAGUUGUGCUCCUUUCUUGGUCUGACCUCGACAGCCGCAGAGAAGGAACAAAUCAGACGUCAGUCGCAGUUUGAUAAUAUGAAGAAAGACGACAUGGCUAACUAUUCAAGUGCGAUAGUUAUGGACUUUAAGAUCUCUCCCUUCAUGAGAAAAGGGAAAGUUGGUGACUGGAAAAACCACUUCACCGUAGCCCAGAAUGAACAGUUUGAUGAAGAGUAUCACAAGAAGAUGAACAAUACAACUCUGCAUUUCCGCACUGAAGUUUGAAGUCUGGCCAGGCUAGUCUUGCAUCAUGAUUAAACCAGAGUGACAGAUUAAGUUAGGAGGUAGACUAUAGAUGCAUAUUGCUGUUAAACACAUGAAAUAAACAGCCACAUAUAUUAAUACAUUUAAACACUGAUUUAGCCCUUUUUUAACAAUAGACAAGGAAGAGUAAUUAGUAAAGGGAAACUAUAUAAUAUAAUAUUACAAUACAAUACUUCCUGAAGGAUUACGAGAGUUAUAUACAUAAGAGAUCUUAUAUUAUAUGUAUGAAUAGUAUUUUGAGAUAAUUAACGGAAGACCAAGAACAAAUAAGAAAGAUAAGUAAAUUGAAACCGUAUUGGUUUGUCAUUUAUCUAAGUAAACACAAAUACUUGAAUUGAUUCCAAUUCAAGCACUGAUCUUACCUUCGGACACACAGUCACCCAGGUCUUUGCUAUUCAUUUGUUAGUCAAUGUGGGAGAACAGUCAAGCUGUAUACAAAGAACACUGCAUCUUACACACAAUAAGGAUUCUCUUGAUGGGAAAUUGACUCAAACAAUGUUUAGUUACUGUGUGUGUGUAGUAGUGUUGUAUUCAUAAGUAAACAAAUUCAUAAGAUUA
Molecule: messenger RNA, 1623 nt
Organism: Gadus morhua (Atlantic cod)
Lineage: Eukaryota; Metazoa; Chordata; Actinopteri; Gadiformes; Gadidae
Product: cytosolic sulfotransferase 3
Exons: 8
Coding region: 148-1026 (292 amino acids)
Molecular function (GO): sulfotransferase activity
Source: RefSeq, a predicted model, not a curated record